Rhineura floridana is the source of this 462-nucleotide messenger RNA. It is a transcript of the gene RPS21, whose product is annotated as ribosomal protein S21. Gene Ontology annotation, biological process: endonucleolytic cleavage to generate mature 3'-end of SSU-rRNA from (SSU-rRNA, 5.8S rRNA, LSU-rRNA); endonucleolytic cleavage in ITS1 to separate SSU-rRNA from 5.8S rRNA and LSU-rRNA from tricistronic rRNA transcript (SSU-rRNA, 5.8S rRNA, LSU-rRNA); translation. The transcript is spliced from 6 exons. The record is from RefSeq and is a predicted model, not a curated record. Gene Ontology annotation, cellular component: cytosolic small ribosomal subunit; ribosome. The coding region runs from base 156 to 407 and encodes 83 amino acids. NCBI's taxonomy places the organism in Eukaryota, Metazoa, Chordata, Lepidosauria, Squamata, Rhineuridae. Gene Ontology annotation, molecular function: structural constituent of ribosome.
GCGCCCUGUUCUUUCGUCUUCCUCCUUCGGUUGCCGCUGCGGGCUUUCUCGUCGCUGGUGAGUGACGUGGCCUUUCCUUUCCGGCCUGGGCUCGCGGCGUGUGAGGAGGAAUUUCCUGUUGCACGGCAUUUGUGGCAAGAUCCUAGAAAAACACGAUGCAGAACGAUGCUGGGGAAUUUGUGGAUCUGUACGUUCCUCGUAAAUGCUCUGCUAGUAACCGGAUAAUUGGUGCUAAAGACCAUGCUUCCAUCCAAAUAAAUAUUUCUGAGGUUGAUAAAGUCACAGGCAGAGUCAAUGGCCAAUUCAAAACAUACGCAAUUUGUGGAGCAAUUCGUAGGAUGGGGGAAUCUGAUGACUCUAUUCUGCGCCUUGCAAAGAAUGAUGGUAUUGUUUCCAAGAACUUCUAAGUGAAGAGGCGCCAUGAUACAAAAUUUGUUAUAAAAUAAAAAGUGUUGGAAAACA